AUGCCGAAGCUGCCAGCUUACAUCAGCCGAGCCUUGUUUGUGUCUCCAGGCAGCGAAGUGAGGAGCUAUGAGGCUCCUGAAGAUAAGCAGGACGUGUUUGCAAGUAGAGCCUGUCCUGCUUUUCUGACCUUCACCAACGCUGCCUACCUGGCUGGAGUCACUGUGGAGCUGCCCUGCCACUGCAAACCAGAAGAGGUCCAAUCCGUCGUGUGGUUCUUUAGGAAACAUCUGGGCAGCUCCACAGAGACCAGAGCUCUGACUGAUCACCAUGGCAACAAGCUGCUGGACACCAGUCAGAUCCCACACAGCGCCAACCUACAGAGUCGAUUCUCCAUCCGUCUCUUCAGUCUGUUGAUCUUCAGGGCAGCUACCGGCGACUCCGGCAUCUACAUCUGUGGCUCUGCCCGUAAAGACUUCUUCUAUGGAUAUGACCUGGACAUCCAGGAGGCACGCAUGCUCAGCUUCACUCCGAGCAAGAAACUGAAAGAGAGAAGAGGACCCAGCUCCACUCAGCCGCUGUAUCAGGUCUUCACCAGCUUCCAGCCCUGGUCGGUGUGCGACCGCUGUGGGGUACCAGGGGAACAGGUUCGCGUGGGACUCUGCCACGUCCACUCCCACUUCCUCCAUGUGCGCUACAGACGGGCCAAUCAGACAGUCGCUUCAUGUGGCUCGGGGGCGGUGCCCAGGGCUUUCGGUUUUCUGAAGCAGAACAGAGUUGGGGCCAGUUUGGAUGUCAAAAGCUGUCAGGUGACCUGCCCAGCUCAAGCUCCUCCCUCCUCCAAACUCCUUGCUCUGAUGGCAUUUCUCGGGUACAGUUCUGCCUCACUGCCGGUGGAGGUACCAGUGUUCUACCUGAACCACCCGGCACACCGUGUCCUGACCCUUGGUUGUCCCGGGGCGCGACCUAAUAUGGCCGUGGCCUGGGACCGAGGAUCCGAACCCAUUUACCGAUCUGAGCACUCGGCAGGUAGUAACAUCAGCAGCACGUCCCGCAGGCUGCUGAUCGACACCGGACACCACCUGGUGUUUAAACCUGCAGAAAGUCAGGAUUCAGGUGUGUAUUACUGCUGGCUGCAGGGUCGCCGCACUGCUGAGAUACGUCUACUAGUCUACGUCCAUUUGGGGCGGGGCCAGUCAGUGACAUCACAUCCUGACUUCCCGACAGUUGUCAGGAUGGUGUUAAAAUCGUAUGCUGCCAUGACGGCUGUGUUUUGCCUGCUGCUGUUUGGCAGAGCUGGAGUCAGACACUUCAGAGACACUGCAGAAACACAUGUGGAUUAA
This is a messenger RNA of Toxotes jaculatrix (banded archerfish), 1281 nucleotides long. RefSeq names its product Ig-like V-type domain-containing protein FAM187A. The record is from RefSeq and is a predicted model, not a curated record. Lineage: Eukaryota; Metazoa; Chordata; Actinopteri; Toxotidae. Bases 1 to 1281 code for a protein of 426 amino acids. The transcript is spliced from 6 exons.